Messenger RNA from Cyanistes caeruleus (blue tit), 461 nucleotides. Lineage: Eukaryota; Metazoa; Chordata; Aves; Passeriformes; Paridae. The record is from RefSeq and is a predicted model, not a curated record.
UCUCCUGUGCUGGAAUCACACCCAGCCUCCCCUUUUAUCCCGGAUUCGAGAUCCAGGAGCCAAUCCCUGGAUCCAAGAGAAGCGCAAGGAGUGCAAGGAGAGGGAUUUAGAGCAGAAAACGGUGGGGGAAAAAAUGCCAAAAAUCGGGAAUUUCGUUCUUUCCCAGAUUUCCCAGGUCUGCCAGCUGUGCCAGCAGUCUCCCAGGCUCUUUUCCAACCACGCUGCCCAGCUGCACACGCUCCUGGGUCUCUACUGCAUCUCUGUCAACUGCAUGGAUAAUGCAGAAGCACAAUUCACUACAGCACUGAGGCUCACAACCCACCAGGAGCUGUGGGCAUUUAUUGUCACCAACCUGGCCAGCGUCUACAUCCGGGAAGGGAAUCGGCACCAGGAGGUGAGCUGGGGGCUCCCCAAAUCCUGCUUUUCUGUGGAGAAAAUUCCUGGGAUUUGGCUUUUCCUGG